UCACACAGAGAUGCCAUCACUGGUCCAACUGCCCAGAUCAUUGUGGGUAAGGGAGGGAAUGUCCAACGAUUCAAUAUUCAUAAGAAGCUCCUUUGCGACUCUUCAACAUACUUCAAGGCUGCUCUCAACAACGGAUUCGCCGAAACACGCGAUCAGAAAAUCACACUGGACGACGAAGACCCGGCGGUCUUUCGCACGUACGUUGCUUGGCUCUAUAAAGAGAGGCUAGACACGAGAACAAUGCCUUCUGGUGUUCAGAAGGAAGCUGUUCAGAGGCACAUGCUUGAGCUUUACGUUUUCGCAGAUAAACGUGGCAUCAUAACUUUACUGAACGACACUAUUACAAUGCUA
This is a messenger RNA of Aureobasidium melanogenum CBS 110374, 351 nucleotides long. RefSeq lists its product as uncharacterized. Lineage: Eukaryota; Fungi; Ascomycota; Dothideomycetes; Dothideales; Saccotheciaceae. The record is from RefSeq and is a predicted model, not a curated record. Gene Ontology annotation, molecular function: protein binding. The annotation marks the transcript as partial. The transcript has a single exon.